Molecule: messenger RNA, 4058 nt
Organism: Labrus mixtus (cuckoo wrasse)
Lineage: Eukaryota; Metazoa; Chordata; Actinopteri; Labriformes; Labridae
Product: H-2 class I histocompatibility antigen, Q9 alpha chain-like
Exons: 7
Coding region: 83-1135 (350 amino acids)
Biological process (GO): immune response
Cellular component (GO): external side of plasma membrane
Source: RefSeq, a predicted model, not a curated record
UCUCCUCACCUCAUUUCACCCUCAGAGCUCGAAACACGCAGAAGGUUGAAGUUGGACGAAGCUGAAGACUUCACAGGUCACAAUGAAGACUCUGGUGUUUGUGUCUCUCGUGGGAUUAUUCCUCCACGACACGACGGCAGAGAUGCACUCUGUGAAGUAUUUCUACACGGCGUCUUCUGAAGUCACAAACUUCCCAGAGUUUGUGUCUGUUGGGAUGGUUGAUGAUUUUCAGGUAGAUUACUACGACAGUAACACCAAGAGAGUAGAACCCAAACAGGACUGGAUGAACAGAGUCACAGAAGACAGAGCUGACUACUGGGAGGAGGAGACUGAGAGAGCUGUGGGUAAACAGCAGUGGUUCAAAGUCAACCUUGACACUUUAAAGCGACGCUUCAACCAAACUGGAGAUGUUCACAUUUACCAGAUGAUGGAAGGCUGUGAGUGGGAUGAUGAGACUGGAGAUGUUAAUGGUUACACUCAGUAUGGUUAUGAUGGAGAAGACUUCGUAGCUCUGGACACAAAGACAAUGACGUGGGUCGCUCCACAACAACGGGCUGUCGUCACCAAACAGAAGUGGGAUAAUGACAAAGCUUAUUUAGAGAAUCUUAAGAACUACUUCAACAAUGUCUGUGUUGACUGGCUGAAGAAGUAUGUGGACUAUGGGAGGAGCUCUCUGAUGAGAACAGACCUCCCCACAGUGUCUCUCCUCCAGAAGACUCCCUCCUCUCGGGUCACCUGCCACGCUACAGGUUUCUACCCCAACAGAGCCAUGAUGUUCUGGAGGAAAGAUGGAGAGGAGCUUCACGAGGACGUGGACAAGGGAGAGAUCCUCCCCAACCACGACGGCUCCUUCCAGAUCAGCGCUGACCUUCAACUGCCCUCUGAUGACUGGGGGAAGUACGACUGUGUGUUUCAGCUCUCUGGUGUGAAGGAGGACAUCGUCACCAAACUGGACAAACGACAGAUCAAGACCAACUCCGUGAAUUCCAUCUACAUGAUCAUUGUCAUCAUCGCUGUUGUUCUCCUUCUUGUAACCAUCGUCUGUGCGGCUGGAUUCUGCCUGUAUAAGAAGAGAAAUGAGAGAGCAAAGCGGAAACAUUCAAACAUGUUUUUUAUAUUUACAUCUGGUGAAUAGUUCUCUUGAGGGAACCUUAAAUAACCUUCAAUGAAAUAAAUCUAUAACAAUCUUUUUUUUUCUGUUUCAGCCAAACGCCCUCCAUCCCGUAAGUGGAACUUGAUUUUAUUAUAUUAAGUUUGACCUUAAAUGAACUCUGUAAAUGAAAAAGUGUUUCUGGAGUGUUUUCUGGUGUAAAUGAUGGUUUCAGAGUCGGAUGUGUGCUAACCAUAGACUGUAAAAAUAAUGGACGGGACAAGGUCCCCGGUCUAGUGAAGCUUUUAUUUGUAGAGCUCCCCCUGCUGACUGGCUGCAGUAUAGGUCAUAAACCCCGCCUCCUCAAUGAUAACAGACGGGAUGUGGGUCAAACUGUAAAGCUAAAAUACUCGUCACAUCAUUUUUUUCCAAACCUAAACUCUGCUGUGAUCAUUAGUUAUUAUCACCCUACAUUGUGUUCAAGUGCUCAUUUUUCUGUGAAGUUUGUUUUAAAUAAGUUAUUUGAGGUUGAAAAACGGGAUUUUACGUCAUAUUUGACGAUGAUUGACAGCCGCGGAUCUUGCGUAGCUCUCUUUGUGAAUAGUAAAAGUUACGUAGUGAAGGAAAGCCGAGACGCCAUUUAAUUUUUCCGUUCGGUUUUUUCGUCUUUUUUGAGCUGGCAAAAUGAGUUGUUCUGCAGUAAACUGUUCUAACCGACCUGUGGGAGCUAAGGGAUCUUUGCAGUUUUUUCGGUAAGUAAAAAAGUGUGAUUUAUGUGUCAUUGGUUGGUUAAAGUCGUUAUCUAGCUAGCUAACACAUAAGCAGUCUAAGGUUAGCUGAAAUGUUGUAAAGCUAGGUUACUUAUCCGGCAUGAUUUAUCUUUUUAUUUUAUUUUUUAAAAUGAGCAAACCUAAUAACUGACAUGCUGUGUUUCUUGAUAUUGUUAUAUCAUUAUUGUGAUUUAAAUUGUAUUUAAAACCAAGAAUCGUAAUAAAAAAUCUGUUCAUAGAUGAGGUUCAUUGACUGUACAGUUAUUUUACAGCAAAAAUAAAUAAGUCUGGUAAAGUCUCAAAAAAGUAUCUAGGGCAAAAACAAAGCCAAAUAAUUUAAAUCUGGCCUGCAUCAUUACUAAUGUGUACAUGUUUACAGUCUGAGUGAUAAGUGGGUUAUACAGAGAGUAACAGGUUUUACUUUCACCGUGCAGACUGAAAUUCAUAGAACUAUAUACGAGGGUAGAAUAUUUCUCUAUGUAUCCAGAUAAAACUAAAGGUAAGAUCUGAUUUAAUAUAACUGUUACUGAUUUAAGAUCCAGAUAAAACUAAAGGUAAGAUCUGAUUUAAUAUAACUGUUACUGAUUUAAGAUCCAGAUAAAACUAAAGGUAAGAUCUGAUUUAAUAUAACUGUUACUGAUUUAAGAUCCAGAUAAAACUAAAGGUAAGAUCUGAUUUAAUAUAACUGUUACUGAUUUAAGAUCCAGAUAAAACUAAAGGUAAGAUCUGAUUUAAUAUAACUGUUACUGAUUUAAGAUCCAGAUAAAACUAAAGGUAAGAUCUGAUUUAAUAUAACUGUUACUGAUUUAAGAGACUAACCGAAACGUGAACACAAACAUCAACAACCUGCGGUGGUGUAAUGUAAUAUUAACUGAGCAUCAUGCUGCUUAAACUGAUAAAUAUUCUGCAUUGUCUUCCACACACCAAUUCAACAAUCACAAGUUGAUCAUAUUGUAAAUUUAAUGACGCUCAUUGAGAAUUUGUACUAAAACCUGACAAACACUGCGGUGAUUGUGACUGUGUCUGUAUUUAACACCUUUUGAAAGGAAGGUGUUAAUACAGGAGAUCAGCGUUACACACAACAUGCUGCUGUUAUGUUAGUUAGGAGGAGACAUAGGUACAAUAAAAGAAGACAUAAAGAUCACGUUUUUCCCCACACAUGUUAAUAUGUUUUAAAUGUCAUACAUUUAUUUUUUAUUUCGCUUCAAUAAUCGUUAAGGAAGAGAAACACCAUGAUUAAACUACAGGCUAUUGUUGUCUUUUUAUAGCCAAAGAAAGCUGAACAUCCACAGCCUCUGCAUUCAAAAGAAUUUCAACAUUGAUAUUUAUGUCGUCCUAUUUCCCUCUUUUCGCCAACAUUAUAUUCUAAACUGAGGAUUUCCUUUUUCUCGGGUCUCUCGUCUCUCCCCCAGCUCGCCCCCUCCGGUGCGCUCCUCUCCAUAAUGUGCUCGUCUCCUCCCUCUAAAGCCCGCUGCUGCUACUCUGUAGGACGUUUGGAUUGGGGGACCUCACCAAUAAAAUACUAUUUUAUAUUUUAUAAGCAGUUUGCCACCACACUGCACUUUUACUCUCUAAAGGCAUAUGAGUAUGUGUGUGACAACUUUAACAAAGCUUUACCACACAGUCACACCAUCCACACAGCUGAUCCAGGGUUUACUGUAGCAUCUUUUACAGCACUAAGAGGUCAUGUACAGGCAAACAGAGAGAAGGGAAAAGAAACAAUCUGUGCUCUCAAACAACAAAGCAGUCUCAAAUCUUUUUGAGGAAUUACAGCUAAAAAAAAUCUACUUUGCAUACAGUACAUCCUCUGAUAAAUACAGUGAAGUACUUUGAUUGCAUUUCUGUGACGUUCCUGUAGGUGACCAUGAUGCAGCCAGACUGAAGCAGCACGUUGUGAAGGUGGACGCCAUCAUCUUGUCUUCGCAGUGCUGAUUCUGAAGAGAACGCCUUCACAUAGGACUCAAAGGAAAUCAAUGCUUAAAGGAAACAACAGUCCAGACUCUGACUCCAGCUCCGAAGACGCCCUCAGAUUCAGAUCCAUCAACAACACCUGACAACAUGGAGGACUCGUCCCCUGAGCGUUUCCUGUCCUCUCUCCAUGGAGUUCUUCUCUUCAGUCAUUAACUCUUGAAAACAGCAGCACAACAUGCCAGACUGUUUGACAAGUCUGUGAUUGAAUAAAUGGAAAUGGAAUCUCA